This is a messenger RNA of Galleria mellonella (greater wax moth), 5442 nucleotides long. RefSeq lists its product as uncharacterized. Bases 1 to 5172 code for a protein of 1723 amino acids. The record is from RefSeq and is a predicted model, not a curated record. Gene Ontology annotation, molecular function: nucleic acid binding. Lineage: Eukaryota; Metazoa; Arthropoda; Insecta; Lepidoptera; Pyralidae. Gene Ontology annotation, biological process: DNA integration. The transcript is spliced from 2 exons.
AUGAGUAUAAAUGAGGCUAGUGUUAAAAUAAAUCGUGAAAGAUCCCCUAAUAGGCUAGUCGCUAAUAAUGAAAACGAUAAUGAAUUGCUAAAGGAUCUAGUCAAGACGCGUGGCAUAUUAAAAAGCAGGCUUACUAAAUUUUCUAAUGCCGUUAGUGAUAUUACCCUCGAACAAUUAACUAAUCAAAAAUGCGCCGAUGUAAAAUUACGCAUGCAAGGUGUUACGAGCUUAUUUACAGAGUUUAGCGAUGUUCAAACAAAAAUCGAAAAAAUUGUACGAGAUUCAGAUUUAGAUUCGCAGCUGACGCAACGAGAAUUGUUUGAAGAUUGCUAUUAUCAUGCACUAGCUCAAGCUGAAUGUUUGCUCAAAUCGGUAGAGGUCACUAGCGCGUCCAGUAAGGGCAGUAAUAGGGCGUCACAGUCUAUAAAACUUCCGACCAUCUCUCUACCUGUAUAUGACGGAACGUAUGAGCAUUGGAUCGAAUACAGAGACAUUUUUCUAUCUCUAGUACACAAUUCCGACGAAAUUAGCGAUAUUCAGAAAUUCCACUACCUAAAAUCGUCACUAAAGGGAAGCGCGGAGUUAGUUAUCGAUUCCUUAGAAUUCUCUGCUUGUAACUAUGUGGUAGCAUGGGAACUACUUCUCAACAGAUACAACAAUAGCAGUCUGUUGGUGCAUAACCACGUUAAGGCCUUAUUCACUAUUCAAAAACUUUCUAAGGAAUCACCACAUGCACUCAGAAAACUGACAGAUAUUAUUCUUAGAAAUUUACGCGCAUUAAAAAUAUUAGGUGAGCCUACUGAGUACUGGGAUACGUUAAUUAUAUUUAUUAUAACGUCUAAGUUAGAUGAAACCACCGAACGUGAAUGGGAACAAUUUAAAUGCACCACACGAAAAUAUAUUAAUGAUAUUUCUUCACUGAAGGUAGAUGAUUUACUCAUGUUCCUUAGAGACAAGGCUGACAUGUUGGAAACAUUGCUAGUUUCACACAGAGUUAACAGUGACGUUAAAACUCAAAACGCGACUUUACAACAAUCGUCACAUUAUCCGUCACAUAAAACAUCACAUCAUAAAGUGCACUGCAAUGUUUCCACCAAUAAGUCACAGCAAGGUCGAAUCACGUCUACUAAGAAAUCGUGUUUAAUGUGUAACGCCGAUCAUCCACUUUAUUCAUGUCAAACAUUUUUGGACACUAACUUAGACGCUAAACUGCAAUUUAUAACCGCAAAUAAAUUAUGUGAGAACUGUUUACGUCCAGGGCAUUCAGUUAGUAUGUGCAAAUUUGGACCUUGCAGACUGUGUUUUAAAAAACACAACACGCUUAUUCAUAAUAACGUGACUGAUCGAGUAGCGGUCGUAUCAAUGCAUCUAGCCGACAACGAAACCCCGGGUUCUAGUCAAAUGACCCCCGCGACCGUCGCACCGCCCGCGCAGUCCAUCCCCGCGCAAAUUCAUUCGUCUCGAUCCACUUGCGAAAUUCGAGGUGUCGGCAACACAGUAACAACGUCAUCACAGAUAUGUGAUAUCGAGAUCAAAUCACGCAUUGACAAUUACUCCGCACGCAUUAAAUGUUUUGUGUUGCCGCACAUUACAUCUACGCUAUCUACUGCUAUGUAUAGUCAACGCGCGCAGUCUUUUAUGAUACCUGACUAUAUACAGCUGGCUGAUCCACAAUAUUAUGAAUCUCAAAAUAUUGAUAUUUUAAUAGGCGCAGACUUAUUUUGGGACUUAUUAUGCGAGGGUAAAAUGAGAUUACCCAAUGGACCCUUUUUACAAAAUACAAGGUUAGGUUGGAUUAUUUCAGGGCCUAUUGAGUUUAACACGCACAAUAUCAAUACGUCUGUCCAAUGUAACUUCACUCAAUCUAUUGACACUCAGUUACGACGGUUUUGGGAGUUAGAAGAGGUGCCUAAAACUAGUGACAUACAGACUGACGAAGAACGCUCUUGUGAGGAAGCUUUCAUUCGUACUACCACGCGCAAUAGUGACGGAAGGUUUUGCGUCAGCUUGCCACUGAAACAGUCGCCAUCUGUUUUGGGUGAAUCUUUGUCACAAGCUGAACGUCGUUUUUUGGCACUAGAGAGGCAAUUAGAACGUAAUUCUAACUAUAAAAAAUUAUAUAUUGAAUUUAUACACGAAUACAUCGAAUUAGGUCAUAUGACGCGAGUAACUUCAUAUGGAACCCCACACUAUUUUUUACCUCAUCACGGCGUGUAUCGUGAGCACAGCAGCACAACAAAACUUCGCGUGGUGUUCGAUGCAAGUGCCGCCACAAGUAGUGGAGUGUCUUUAAAUGACAUUCAACAAGUCGGACCUCCCUUGCAGCGUGAUUUAGUUGACAUCCUGCUUCGUUUCAGACAACAUAGAUACACUGCUUGUGCAGACGUCGAAAAGAUGUACAGGCAGUGUCUCUUAAACGAAUUACAACGCGAUCUCCAGUUGAUUGUGUGGCGUGACAACCCAUCUGAACCGUUAGGUAUUUACCGACUGAAUACGGUAACGUAUGGGACAGCCUCCGCACCGUUUCUUAGUGUUAGGUGUCUAAAGCAGCUGGCACUCGAAUGUAAGGACUCAGCCGUCCAACAAAUAAUUUUAAAUGAUUUUUAUGUAGAUGAUAUGAUUACAGGUUCAGAUGACAAGCAGGAGUUGCUUGUACUCUGUAAGAAGGUCACAGAUGUCUUAAGUUCUGGAGGAUUUCACUUAAGAAAAUGGAUAUUUAAUUUUAAAUGUGAUGAAUUGUUGGUUCAUCAAAUUCCAAAUAAUAACGCAUCACAGGAAUUAACAUUAGGAGAAAAUGUUCAGUGCAAGACAUUAGGUCUUGGAUGGUACUAUGCAUCAGACGAGUUUUAUUUUAAUACUCAAGUUAAAGUUGAUACGUACAAGAUUAGUAAACGAACCAUUUUAUCGCACGUUUCUCAAAUAUUUGAUCCAUUGGGAAUAUUAAGUCCGACCAUUAUAAUAGCCAAAGUUUUAUUGCAAAAACUAUGGUUAUUACAACUAGGAUGGGAUGAUGAGGUACCGCGAGACGUGUUGCGCGCAUGGACCGUAUUUGUAAAGGGCUUAUCAAUGCUUAAUACCAUCCGCAUACCCCGUCAUGUUAUAGCUAACGAAGCGAUAUGUACAGAGCUACACAUCUUUACCGAUGCAUCGCAGACUGCGUACGGCGCUUGCAUCUACGUUCGAACAGUAACUAAUAACGGACUUGUAUCGGUAAAAUUGUUAUGUUCAAAGGGUAAGGUUGCACCUUUAAAACCUGUCAGUAUCCCGCGACUAGAAUUAUGUGGAGCUUUACUUGGGGCUCGACUUUAUGAUAAAGUAAUUAACUCACUUCGUCGUCAUUUUGAUAACAUCAUGUUUUGGACUGACUCGACCAUAGUACUAGGAUGGUUACACAUGUCGCCUAAUUUACAAAAAACUUUUGUACAAAAUAGAACGGCAGAAAUACAUGAGUUGGCGAAGGAACUUCCAUGGCGUCAUGUCAGUGGGAAGGAAAACCCAGCUGAUCUGGUCUCGCGCGGUGUUCAGAUGGAGGACCUUUCAUCUUCUACUUUAUGGUGGGAAGGCCCAUCUUUUCUUCGUCACACUAACUUCAGUUGCAAUAAUGUACCGUUAAAUUCAUUUGACUCUCAGCAACUAUUGCCUGAGCUGAAAUCCAGUGUGACACAUUCCUACGCUACUGAUCAAGACUGCGAACGUACAUUAUUUCCAUUUGUUAGAUUUUCUCAAUAUAGUCGCAUGAGACGAACUGUCGCAUAUAUACAACGUUUUAUCCAUAAUACGCGCAAUAAAAAUACUCAACGGUCAGGUACUCUCACUGUCGAUGAAUUGAGGGAAUCUGAUAUAACUUUGGCUCGACUGUCUCAACUAGAAUCGUUUCCAGAUGAGUAUAGGUUACUCACAAAUAAUAGUACUCUAGUUAAUAAGCAUAAUUUGUCUAAAUUAAAUUUAUUUAUUGAUAAAAAUAAACUAAUUCGUGUUGGUGGUCGGAUUGUAAAUUCUCCCGACUUUAAUUUUGAUAAAAAACAUCCGAUUUUAAUUUCAUCUAAACAUAUUUUCUCCCUACUACUAUUCAGACACGAACACAAGCAGUUGUUGCACGCAGCUCCACAGGCGCUUCUUUAUAACUUACGUGAAACGUGGUGGCCAAUUGGCGGUAGAAACUUAGCAAGGAAGGUUGUUUAUGAUUGCAUUAUUUGUAAACGCUUGAGAGGUAUGACCCCUACUCCCCUUAUGGGAGAUUUACCAAAGGAACGCUUAACUUCGGGCUUUCCUUUUAUGCGUUCUGGGGUGGACUACGCCGGACCAAUGCUCAUACUUAAUCGUAAGGGUAAAGGUGCUAGGACGACAAAAUGCUAUGUGUGCUUAUUUAUUUGUUUUGUAACGCGCGCUGUACAUUUAGAACUCGUCAGUGACUUAUCAACAGAUGCAUAUUUAUUAGCGUUAAAGAGAUUUAUAUCUAGGCGUGGCAAACCAUGUGAGAUUUUUUCUGAUAAUGGUAGAAAUUUUGUUGGAUUGAUGAAUGACUUUAAACAUUUUUUAGCUAAUUGUUCGUCACAGAUUAUAGAAUAUGCCACGGCUCAGAAUAUUCAAUUCACAUUCAUACCGCCUUAUGCGCCUCAUUUUGGCGGAUUAUGGGAAGCUGGAAUUCGGUCCUGUAAGAAUAUUUUACGUCGUAUAGUAGGAAACGCGCACUUAACCUACGAGGAGUUCAGUACAGUGUUGACACAAAUUGAAGCGGUCCUGAACUCCCGUCCUUUAAGCCCUAUGUCCUCAGAUCCACAAGAUUUGUCGCCUCUUAGUCCAGGCCAUUUUCUGGUGGGACGUCCACUUACUGCGCCUGCUAGUGAUGACUUCACUGAGACGCCUGUUCAUCGACUGACACGUUAUCAACGAGUUGAGCAGAUUCGACAGCAAUUUUGGUCCCGUUGGGCGAAGGAAUACGUGUCAGAACUUCAAAUAAGGACUAAAGGAAGGAAGAACACACUUGAACUGCAGCCUGAUAUGCUAGUAGUUAUUAAGGACGACAACCUACCGCCGCUAAAAUGGCAUCUCGGUCGAAUAGUGAAGAUCUUCCCUGGCAAAGACGGCAUCACUAGAGUAGCCGAUAUUCGCACAUCGUCAGGUGUCGUGAGACGCGCUUACAGCAAGAUAUGUCCCUUACUUGAUGACUAAUUCUAGUUUUGAAGUUUUAAAAUUGAAAGCUGAAGCUUUCAAGGCCGGGGGCAUGUUCAAGAUUAGACAUCAUAGUUGUUUUAAUAAAAGUUAAAUUUUUCGCACUUGCAAUAUUAGAACCAUAGAUAUAGACCGUUUAACCGCUAGAAGGUCAAACAUUCAAAUUUUGUUAACGGAUAGAACUACACGCACUUUUGUAUUUAUUUUAAUUUAUUAUAAAACUUGAGGCACGGACAAGCAUUUCAUUUCAACCAAAAGCUUCUCACCUUC